AUGCCUAUUCCCCCACUCAAAUUCAUUUCACUUUUAAAUACCAAUUAAUAUUACUUACACUUACUUCCCCUUUACAAAUAGAUAAUCCAAAAGCAGAGCAAAAACAGAGAUAACCAUUCUUUUUCUUUUGUUGUUGUUGUCGUCGUCAUGGCUUCUCUUCCUUUCAUCUUCUUCUUAUCUUUCUUUAUAAUCUCCACAACAUUGACGUCAGCCGGCGCCGCCGCCGCCACCAUCAAACUCUCCCUCUCUCCCUUCCCUCACCCUUCUUCCUCCCAUCCUUACCAAAUUCUCAACAACUUAGUCACUUCUUCUGUUGCAAGAGCCCACCACCUCAAACACCCCAAAGCCAAGGCCGAUAAUACUACCUCUUCUCUUCUCAGGGCUUCCCUAUUUCCUCACAGUUAUGGGGGCUACACUAUCUCCCUCAAAUUUGGAACUCCGCCUCAAACCCUUCCUUUCAUUAUGGACACUGGGAGCAGCCUCUCCUGGUUCCCUUGCACCUCUCGUUACCUUUGUUCCCAAUGCGCUUUCCCCAAUGUUGACCCUGCAAAAAUCCCCACUUUUGCCCCUAAACGUUCAUCUUCCAAGAAGCUCGUAGGUUGCAGAAACCCCAAGUGUAGUUGGCUUUUUGGCCCCGACGUUGCGUCUCGUUGCCAAGACUGUGAACCCACUUCCGAAAACUGCACUCAAACUUGCCCUCCUUACCUAAUUCAAUACGGUUUAGGUUCCACUGCUGGGCUUCUAUUAGUAGAAAACCUUGUUUUCCCCCAGAAAACCUUCCAAGAUUUCCUUGUCGGAUGCUCCAUCCUCUCCAACCGACAGCCCGCUGGAAUAGCCGGGUUCGGUCGGAGCGCUGAGUCUUUACCCUCCCAAUUAGGCCUCAAGAAAUUCUCUUACUGUCUCGUUUCUCGCCGGUUCGAUGACACCGGCGUCAGCAGCAACAUGUUGUUGGAAACAGGGUCGGGUUCCGGUGAUGCCAAGACCCCAGGCCUUAGCUACACACCGUUUUACAGGAACCAAGUGGCUUCAAACCCAAAUUUCAAAGAGUUCUACUACGUAACUCUACGUAAAAUUCUGGUGGGAGAUAAGCACGUCAAAGUUCCGUACAGUUAUUUGGUCCCAGGAUCAGACGGUAACGGUGGCACCAUCGUGGACUCGGGAUCAACGUUCACUUUCAUGGAUAGACCAGUGUUCGAGGUAGUCUCGAAAGAGUUCGAGAAACAAAUGGGAAAUUAUAGAAGAGCGCGUGAAAUAGAAAACAUAUCGGGUUUAGCCCCAUGCUUCAACAUUUCGGGCUAUACUUCAAUAAAAUUCCCCGAAUUGAGUUUCCAGUUCAAAGGAGGAGCCAAAAUGGCAUUGCCUUUGGUUAAUUAUUUCUCAUUUGUCGGUGAUGAUAAGGUUGCGUGUUUGAUGAUCGUUUCAGACAAUGUGGUCGGCCAAGGCUCACACGGCGGUCCUGCAAUAAUACUAGGGAGCUUUCAGCAGCAGAAUUAUUACAUCGAAUUUGAUAUGGCAAACAAUAGGUUUGGAUGGGCUGAACGAAGGUGUGCGUGAGCUGCACUUUGUUAUUUUGUGUUUUGGCCUUGAAUAUGAAAGUCUAUCUUUUUCUUUUGCUUCUAUUUUUAAUGGAAUGGUGACAAAAGGGUUAUUAGCUUCUUC
This is a messenger RNA of Gossypium raimondii (Peruvian cotton), 1659 nucleotides long. Its product is annotated as probable aspartyl protease At4g16563. Gene Ontology annotation, molecular function: aspartic-type endopeptidase activity. Bases 148 to 1554 code for a protein of 468 amino acids. Lineage: Eukaryota; Viridiplantae; Streptophyta; Magnoliopsida; Malvales; Malvaceae. Gene Ontology annotation, biological process: proteolysis. The record is from RefSeq and is a predicted model, not a curated record. The transcript has a single exon. Gene Ontology annotation, cellular component: plant-type cell wall.